Racocetra fulgida is the source of this 275-nucleotide messenger RNA. Lineage: Eukaryota; Fungi; Glomeromycota; Glomeromycetes; Diversisporales; Gigasporaceae. The record is from the annotation of a GenBank genome assembly.
AUUGGAUAAAAACAUUCAAAAAUGAUCCAGGAAAGCUUCAAUAUCAAAAAGCAAAUGAUGCUCUUGUGAGGAGUCUGCAUUUAAUUAUCCAACAUUGUAAUGAUAAUGCGAAAGUUAAGAAAGCAGAAAUGAUUCAGCAGCAGCAUGCAAAGACAUAUUAUCGACAAGUAUUAUGUGUAUCUCUGAGCCGUGAAGAUAGAGCCGCUUACUAUGCUCUGCAUAUGUUAGGUAUCAUCUUUCAUUUCAUGGCAACGGGAACUGCUUUUUAUCACUGA